AUGUGUGAUGAAACGCAUGCUUUGAAGGACAGUUCGCGGCCCUGUAGUUCGUGUAACGUUCGCCGGUUGGUGUUCAGUAGAUUAGAAUUACAUCCACAGUCUUCCAUCCCCCAGGAAUUAGCGGGAUUGGUGUAUGUGAGAUGUCCUAGUUUGCGGGAUUUUGAUCUGAGUUCGGACUACGAUUUUGGCGUACGUUAUUGCUACAAGCAACCGGACCUGCUGUUAUUGAAGGACGAGCGGGAGUCGUUGAUUUUCUUCACGAAGAGAGGAUUGUUGUAUAGUCUGGAUUUAUGCACGUACAACUUGCAAUUGAUUCGAGUGUUGAUGAUAGAGCACGCAUCCUCGAGGCCGUCUGUUUCCGAACGGGUCACAUCGGAGAGGAUGUUGUCAGACAAAUCUAUCUUGGAAAGGACCUUAGAGACAUCUGGCUUGGUUGUGGGUGUGCCCGAAACUGUCAAGUACGAAACCGAGGCGAAAGUGAAAGCGGAAAAUGCCAACCUUGUCGCCAGUGUCUUGGCCCAGGCACAGCAAGCCGCACGGGCCGCUAAGGCGCUCAAGGAGACGCAGAGCUCACCCCCCGCUAAGGUUUCCCGCAGACAACUCUCAGUCCUCGGCUUCGAUAUCCCCUCAACCGACAACGAUACGAACCGACAGAAGGGACCCCGAACCCUAGUCAAAGGACGCCUAUCCCAACCCAAAGGCGUAUCGGAACUAGUCAAGGCCGCGGAGGACACAGCCCUCCUCGAGGACGAAGCUUCACUCAUCUGCUUCAUCUGCCUUCGACAGUUCACAACCAAUAACGAACUCCAACGACACAUUCUCAACAGCAUGCUCCACCGACAUUUGGAACGGCUAGGAGGCACUCAACCAGCUGGCACGCAUCCAUAG
Molecule: messenger RNA, 888 nt
Organism: Gregarina niphandrodes
Lineage: Eukaryota; Apicomplexa; Conoidasida; Eugregarinorida; Gregarinidae
Exons: 2
Coding region: 1-888 (295 amino acids)
Source: RefSeq, a predicted model, not a curated record